AUGGCUCCCAAGACCGAGGGACCACCGACGUUGGUCAUAGCGAUCGACUUCGGCACCACAUACUCGGGUAUCGCUUGGAAAUCUGGUGACAGAGAGCUGGACUCGAUCCAGACCGUCACAGACUGGACGACCAUAAGAAACUACCGUGUCGAUUCCCCCAAGGCCCCGUCAGCCAUUUUCUACGGUGAUAACAUCAACAAAGAUCCUUCAUGGGGAUACAUGACACGCUUCGGAGAUGGCAUCCUGCGCUGGUUCAAACUCUUGCUUGUCAACGAAAGAGAUCUCCCCGCAAAUGUGCGAGAUUGCGAACACCUGAAAACCGCACGAGAACUGAUGCAAAAGCUCAACAAGGCGCCCGUGCAAGUCUUUAGUGACUAUCUUCGAUAUCUCUGGGAGUACAGCCGUGAGAGAAUCGAGGCCUCUGAGGAGAAGGGAUGGGCGAACAUCUACCAUAUCCAUUUCGUUGUCACUUUGCCUGCGAUUUGGCCUCAUUAUGUCCGGUCGCGAAUGCUCGAGGCCAUGAAGAUCGCUGGCCUUUUUGAAGUCGGCGAUCAGUUCAUUGUCUGCGAUGCAGGCGGCGGCACUGUUGACAUAAUCACCUACAAAAUCGAGAAAUUUACCCCUUUUGUAGUCAGCGAAAGUGUCAAAGGAGAUGGUGGCCUAUGCGGUGGCAUCUUUCUCGACCAAAAGUUUCUCGAGCUACUCAGACGAACGAUUCCCAAAGACAUCACAAGAAGGCUUGCAAGUGAGGCUGGUCAUAGGAUCAUGAAGGAUGAUUGGGAGUCCGGUAUCAAAACUGCGCUUUGCAAGUCAAGUAGCCAAUACGACAUCAAUCUUGUCUACAAUGGACUAGUCGAUCCCCAGUUCUUCCCCCCUUCAUUUUCACUUCAGGCAGACGUUAUCCGCGAACAGGUGUACAAACCCAUCAGACAGGUCGAGGAGGGAUACCAGAAGGCUCCCAAAUUGGUGUUCCUGGUUGGAGGCUUCGGGAGAUCCAAGUACUUGUACGAAUGUCUCGAUGAGACAUUUGGAAAGAAAUCACAAAUCAUCCAGAAGAGAGGGAAUGACCCCUGGUCUGCCGUCCUUCGCGGUACCGUUCUUCACGGGCUAUCGCGCACCGGAUUCGCCGAUUCAAUCACUGCUGUCGUCGACUCUCGGAUCUCGAGACACAACUAUGGCACCGUCUUCAACAACAGCCCAUUUGACGAAGAAAAGCAUGACAUUCGGGACCGUGAAUAUUGCCCUUAUGACAAGAAUUGGAUUGCGGUUGAUCAAACUGAGUGGUACAUCGGAAUUGGUGAUGCAGUAUCUACCUACAAACCAGCGUCUUUCUCUUGCUACCAGGCCCUCGUAAGCCCCGAACAGGGUCUACAGAUAGAGAUUGUCAUCUCCGAUUCUGCCGAGCCUCUAGCCCGAAAGGACGAAUCGGUCAAGACGCUGUGCGUCAUCAAAGUUUCCUUGAGUCCCCAGAUAUAUAGCAAAUUGCGAAAAGAGGUCAGCGCAGAUGGUAUUGCCUUUCGCCGAAUCGGCUACGACCUUCGUAUGAUCAGUGACGGGUCCUCCCUGGAAUUCGCCGUCUGGCAUAAGGAUCGAUGCCUCACAUCACAAUACGUCAACUUUCAAUCUACACAGAUGGAAAAGGAAGAAGUGACUAAUGGCGGCGAUGGCGAUGGCAAUACCGAGAUGAAUAAGCCACAGGAAACGGUUAGCAGACCACCUUCCGUCAUCAAAAUAGAGGAGGAUGCAGAUGAGGAGUACGUGGAUUGUCCGGACCUUGAAGAUGAAAGUAGCAUGGGCGACCGUUCCACGACUGUUCGGGGAAGGCAUGGCAGCCUGGAUGAUGAUUUCAGCGAAUGA
Fusarium venenatum is the source of this 1857-nucleotide messenger RNA. NCBI's taxonomy places the organism in Eukaryota, Fungi, Ascomycota, Sordariomycetes, Hypocreales, Nectriaceae. The record is from RefSeq and is a predicted model, not a curated record.